Molecule: messenger RNA, 1452 nt
Organism: Ilyonectria robusta
Lineage: Eukaryota; Fungi; Ascomycota; Sordariomycetes; Hypocreales; Nectriaceae
Product: family 43 glycoside hydrolase
Exons: 9
Coding region: 1-1452 (483 amino acids)
Biological process (GO): carbohydrate metabolic process
Molecular function (GO): hydrolase activity, hydrolyzing O-glycosyl compounds
Source: RefSeq, a predicted model, not a curated record
AUGGUCGCUCUACGCCUUCUCACGCUGGCAGCGCUGGCCACAUGCGCGACGGCCAAAUGGAUCGUCCCAGGCGCUAGGUGGUUCGAUACCGACGGGAACAUUUUCAACGCUCACGCCGGCGGCCUCUGUGUCGACCAAGAUACCGGAAAGUUCUACUGGUUUGGCGAGUACAAGAGCGAGGGCCAGGUUGAAGGUGGCGGCAUCUCGGUAUACAGCUCGGAUGAUCUCGCAACAUGGAAGUCCCACGGAAUCGCACUCAAACCGGUGGAUGGACACCAAUGGAUUUCCCCGCAAAAUGUCAUCCAGCGACCCAAAGUGCUCUACAGCGAGGAAACGGGCAAAUACCACAUGUGGUGGCACGCGGACGAUUCCAAAUACACCAAACUCGUGCAAGGCUUCGCCACUGCAGACGACAUUGCUGGCCCGUACACGUUCCAAAAUGCCAUUGCACCUCUUGGAAAUUGGUCCCAGGACUUUGGAGCCUUUACCGACUACAAAACCGGCAAAUCAUACGCUCUGUAUUCCAACGGAGACAGCAAGCAAGGCCGCGACGUCUACAUCAGCCGCUUCAAUGAUAAUAUCACCGAUGUCGAGGAGGUUGUAUUCCGCUUCAACAAGUUUGAUCUCGAAGCCCCAACCAUCGUCCAAACUGACAAGAGCUACUAUGCCCUGAUGAGCCACAAGACUGGAUACCGACCCAACAAUGUCGUUGCAUUCCGCGCCGACUCGCUCAGUGGCCCAUGGUCCCAGCCUUUUUUCGUCUCCCCAAGUUAUACCCGCACAUUCAGCACUCAGUCCGGUUUCUCCUGGAGGAUCAAGGGCACGAAGAAGACAACGUACCUUUACAUGGGAGACCAAUGGGAUAGCGUCUCGCUCUGGGAGAGCCGUAACGUCUGGCUGCCGUUGGAAAUUGACGAGAAGAAAAAGAGUAUUGAGGUUCUCUGGCACGACGUCUACGACCUUAAUGUCAAAACUGGAGAAUGGAAGGCGAUAUCCGGAAAGACUUACUACUCCAAGAGCGCAAAGACAAAGGGAGAUGCCUAUCUCCAAGAGGCAAACUUUGGGAGCGACAAUGUGAUUGCAACUAGCAUCUAUGGCAAUGAUAGCACCAUCACCUUCGAUGUUACUGGCCAAGGAAAGGAUCAAUGGGUUUCAUUCUACCAUCAGAACAUCGACGACAUGGGCUAUGGAGAUCAACCCCAGGGUGCACCGGAUCGAAUCGGAGGAGCAUGGCAACUCCGUCGCAUCAGCAGCGUCGUGGUGAAUGGCGACACAGAAAACGUCCACACUCUCUACCAAAGGGAUACCCACAAGGGAAUCAUUAUUUCCAGCCCUCUGUUGCUGCCUCUCAAGAAGGGCAGGAACACUAUCACUGUCGGCGGCCUUAGCAACGGAGUCGACUACAAGGGAGCGGAUCUUGACAGGAUCGUUGUGUACCCCCCGGAGAAGUAG